Molecule: messenger RNA, 1807 nt
Organism: Cyprinodon variegatus (sheepshead minnow)
Lineage: Eukaryota; Metazoa; Chordata; Actinopteri; Cyprinodontiformes; Cyprinodontidae
Gene: wash1
Product: WAS protein family homolog 1-like
Exons: 11
Coding region: 127-1542 (471 amino acids)
Biological process (GO): exocytosis; Arp2/3 complex-mediated actin nucleation; endocytic recycling
Cellular component (GO): recycling endosome; early endosome; WASH complex
Molecular function (GO): gamma-tubulin binding; alpha-tubulin binding
Source: RefSeq, a predicted model, not a curated record
CUGGUCAUGUGACACCAUAUUGCGGAAGUCCAGAAAAUCCGUCUUUCCAAACAAGACGCUGAGCAAGAGUAAACGAAAGCUUUAGCUAAUUAUCAUCCAUAUCCUUUGUCUCUGUUUACACAACCCAUGGUCAGGAUGACACAGAGGCACUGCGUGGAGGGCCAGGUCUACUCUGUGCCUCUCAUUCAGCCUGAGCUGAGGAGAGAAGAGGCUGUUCUUCAGAUUGCAGAUGCGCUCCUUUACUUGGAGGUCAUCUCUACAGACAUUUUCAGAAGAGUCUCUGAAAGCGUGGAAAAGAACCGCCGCCAGCUGCAGAGUGUCUCUGACCGGAUCAGACUAGCGGAGGCCCGCGUCAACAAGAUUAAAGGGAGCAAAAAGGCCACAAAGGUUUUCUCCAGCGCCAAGUACCCUGCUCCAGAUCGGCUUCAGGAAUACUCCUCUAUUUUUACCGGGGCCACUGACCCUUCCUCUCAAUCCCGUCCUCGCCGUAAGAUCCAGAAUAAACUUCGACCUUUUGAUGAGAAGACUUUACAGGAGAAGUUAACAUAUUUCCCAGUGUGUGUGAGCAACAAAAAGAAGUCUGAGGAUGAGACGGAAGAAGGAUUGGGCAGUCUGCCGCGAAACAUCUCAUCUGUCAGCUCUCUGUUGCUCUUUAACACCACGGAGAAUCUAUACAAAAAAUAUGUGUUCCUUGAUCCUCUGGCUGGAGCAGUGACAAAAACGCACCAAACUCUGGAGACGGAGAAGGAGGAGAAACCGUUUGAUGCUCCUUUGUCUAUAACAACGAGGGAGCAGCUGGAGAGACAGACGGCAGAAAGUUUUUUUUAUGUGCCAGACCUGGGUCAGGUGCCUGAGAUAGAUGUGCCGUCCUACUUGCCCGACCUUCCAGGUAUUGCAGACGAUUUGUCAUACAGUGCAGAUCUCGGACCUGGAUUCGCUCCGUCAGGGCCGACCCUACACAUCCCAGAUUUGCCCUCCUUCACCGAAGAAAGCCCUGCACCAGGAACAGAGCUCCAAAAUAAUCUUCCACCACCACCCCCUCCACCUCCGCCACCCCCUCCCCCUGAGCCAACCAUGCCUCCAAUUCCUGCAGGAGCUCCUCCUGCCCCCCCUCCUCCACCACCUCCUGCCACAGAGACACCCAUAGAGGCUCCGACGUCAAGCUCAGGAUCCGUAUCUGGUGCUCCCAGUGAGGUGGUUCAGCCGUCAGACGGCCGCGCCAGUCUGCUCGAGUCCAUCCGGAACGCUGGGGGCAUUGGCAAAGCCAAGUUACGCAACGUUAAAGAACGCAAGAUGGAGAAGAAGAAGCAGAAAGAGCAAGAGCAGGCUGUUGGAGCGGCAUCCAGUGGAGGAGAUUUUAUGUCUGAUCUCUUCAAUAAACUAGCCAUGCGAAGGAAAGGAAUAUCAGGGAAGGGCCCGGCCGGCGGAGAGUCCAGUGAAACUCCUGCUGGUACCGGAGGAGCUUUUGCCAGGAUGUCAGAUGUCAUCCCGCCCCCUCCUGCCCCACACACAGCGACGGAUGAUGAUGACUGGGAAGCAUAACAUGAUGGAUAAUGAACAACGCUGUAGAGUUUUGGUUUUUUUUAAUGAAGAAGUUGCAUUUAAUUAAAGGAACAAUUUGGAAAAAAACUUUAAACAAGAAAAUUUCUUGAAGUCUGAACAUUUUCAGCAAAGAAUAAUCAGUCUUGUGUCCAAUUUUGGUCUGGUAGUCAUUUAAGUAACAAUUAACAUAGAAAACUGUUGAAUUUAAUUUAAAAUAACUAACAUCCUGACUAAAACCUGAGGACAACUGAAACAGUCAUGACAA